Penaeus monodon (black tiger shrimp) is the source of this 534-nucleotide messenger RNA. RefSeq lists its product as uncharacterized. The transcript has 3 exons. Lineage: Eukaryota; Metazoa; Arthropoda; Malacostraca; Decapoda; Penaeidae. The coding region runs from base 1 to 534 and encodes 177 amino acids. Gene Ontology annotation, molecular function: nucleic acid binding. The record is from RefSeq and is a predicted model, not a curated record.
AUGAAGGACAAUUCUACACAAUGGUCACAGGGACUGCGCUUUGUCCAGUGGAAGAAAAAUACCUUUCACUCAGGAAUUGGAAGGACACCAUAUGAGGCCAUGUAUGGACAGAAGGCUCGUCUUGGUGUUGACGCAACUUCUGUACCAGAGGAAGUCCUGGACGGUAUGCAGACGGAGGAGCAGCUUGAGAGUCGGAGUCAGAGUAUUCAUACUGAACAAAUGAAGUCCAGAAUAGAACAACAGAAACAAGCCCAAAAAAUGAUCGAUAAUUCUGUGAGGAGAUUUCAACCAGCCAAAGUAGGGGACACUGUGGUGGUUCCUGUUCCACUAGUUGACCGCGGACGUGCAGAGUUUGCUAAUGUGAAGGCAGAUGUUUUUCAGACAUUGGACAAUGGCACAUAUAAGCAUGAUGAUGUACAGGAGCGGGAAGUAAGCCUGCGGGAAGUAGCCAUUGCAGAAUCCAUGGGACAAGGUCAGGGAUUCGCUAAAUGCUCUUGCACUAAGUCAUGUAUGACCAGACGCCGCAAAUGUUAA